AUGGCGCAGCGCUCGGGGAAGAUUACUCUCUACGAGGGCAAGCACUUCACGGGGCGGAAGCUGGAGGUCUUCGGGGACUGUGACAACUUCCAAGACCGAGGCUUUAUGAACCGGGUGAACUCUGUCCGUGUGGAGAGUGGGGCCUGGGUCUGCUUCGAUCACCCCGACUUCCGGGGCCAGCAGUUCGUCCUGGAGCACGGCGACUACCCCGACUUCUACCUCUGGAACAGACACAACGACCACAUGGGCUCCUGUCGGCCUGUUGGAAUGCAUGGGGAGCAUUUCCGCCUAGAAAUCUUCGAGGGCUGCAACUUCACGGGCCAGUGCCUGGAGUUCAAGGACGACUGUCCCUUCCUUCAGAGUAAGGGCUGGACCAAGAACUGGGUCAACGCCAUCAAGGUGUACGGGGACGGCGCGUGGGUCCUGUACGAGGAGCCCAACUACCGCGGCCGCAUGUACCUGGUGGAGCGGGGCGACUUCCGCAGCUUCUCCGACUGGGAGGCCCAGAGCGCGCGCGUCCAGUCCCUCCGCCGGGUGGCCAACUUCUUCUAACCGCCCGCCCGCCGGUGUCUGGCUGCGACCAGGAGCGGCCCGGAGAGAGGGACAGUCCCCCCAGCCCGCCCGGGACUCGGACCGUGGGAAAUAAACGUCAUAAAAGCCAAGCGCUGAGUGACUCCUCUGCCCUUUGUGACCAAGAGACAGCCGGGCGGGGGGCCCCCAGGCCCUGGGCAAGGGGCUGGCAGGACCCCCCGGCGUGGGAGGGACCGAUCAGGAAGGGUGGAGGGGGACGUUGCGAGGCACCCGCUGGGGGAGCAUUAGGGCUGGAAGGGACCUAUAGGUCAUGGAGUUCAAUCCUGUCACUUCACACGUGAAAAGCCAGUGUCCUACAUGGAGAGUCACCACCUCGGGUCCCAGAGCAGCUCCCAGUGGAACCAGGAUGGGGCCAGGGCGCUUCCCCUUCCAGGAACCCCACCCACAGGCCAGUUAGGGGAGAAAGGGGCAGCGGGGGAGGCGUGAUGGGGGCGGG
Messenger RNA from Aethalodelphis obliquidens (Pacific white-sided dolphin), 1027 nucleotides. It is a transcript of the gene CRYGN, whose product is annotated as crystallin gamma N. The transcript is spliced from 4 exons. Gene Ontology annotation, biological process: visual perception; lens development in camera-type eye. The coding region runs from base 1 to 552 and encodes 183 amino acids. Gene Ontology annotation, molecular function: structural constituent of eye lens. The record is from RefSeq and is a predicted model, not a curated record. NCBI's taxonomy places the organism in Eukaryota, Metazoa, Chordata, Mammalia, Artiodactyla, Delphinidae.